UGGCAGUACGUGUCUCCAGUUGAAUAAAAUCCCGGAAAUUCUAUUGAACACCAAAGACAAAACUGUGGACGUUCGGCGCACGUUUGGUUGACAGAUAGCUUGUUAAGAUGUCCAUUGGAGUGCCCAUCAAAGUUCUUCAUGAAGCAGAGGGACACAUAGUCACCUGUGAAACCAACACUGGGGAGGUUUACAGGGGCAAACUGAUCGAGGCUGAGGACAACAUGAACUGCCAGAACAAAAAUCAGGCCGCUGGUGCAGGUCGAGGAAAAGCAGCUAUUCUCAAAGCCCAAGUGGCUGCCAGAGGCCGUGGCCGGGGUGGACCAGGACGAGGGAACGUGUUCCAGAAGAGGCGCUAGUUUUAUGUUGAUUGAUUUUUUUUUUUUUUUUUUAGAUUUUUUUUUACCAUCAUUUUGGUCUGAUGCAUUUUAUAAUGUUCAUUUUAUGCUUUGGGAAAUAAAUGGGUGAUUUUGCUAUUUUCCCUGA
Messenger RNA from Sinocyclocheilus anshuiensis, 483 nucleotides. Its product is annotated as small nuclear ribonucleoprotein Sm D3-like. The transcript is spliced from 4 exons. Gene Ontology annotation, biological process: RNA processing. Bases 108 to 356 code for a protein of 82 amino acids. NCBI's taxonomy places the organism in Eukaryota, Metazoa, Chordata, Actinopteri, Cypriniformes, Cyprinidae. The record is from RefSeq and is a predicted model, not a curated record.